AAUUUGUUACAUUGAUCGAUUUAUUUGUUUACAAACCCUCGUGUAGGUUGUUAAAAUUGUAAAAACUUUGUUCUAACUUAAGAAAACAAGAGAGUAAAUUUACAUGCACUCUGGGUACAAGUAACUUGUUUAAACAAAUCCGUAUUUGCGAAAGUGACAUGCCUCCAUUGCAAAAUUUAGUUGCCCUGAUUUUAUCAUCCAUCGUGCUGCGUUUCGUAUCGUCUGUUGAAGUUGAAUUCAAGGCGGAAUACUUCUCCAAUUUUACGCUCACUUGUGACGACAAACUUUUAGCACUUCCGUAUACAACCUUUAAAAAAUAUUGGAUUUUACCAAAUGGAUCGGUAAUUCAAUGGUGGCAUGAAUCCGGCAAUAACAGCAGAUACUUUGUCGGGGAGUCUCCGGAUUUCAAUCUUACAAUUACUAACGUAGACGAAGAAGAUUUUGGAUGGUACUAUUGUGUGAUUCUUUGGGACAACUACAUCUACUUAGUCCAUACGCUAAAAAUUGGACUGAAUGUUAAUGGAGCAUUAUAUAAAGACUUGUUGGACCAGUACCGGAAGAGUGCCAUAAUAGGUCUAAUUGCUGGGGGAGUAACAGCAGCAUUGCUAAGUCUCUUCUGCCUCUUAUACUGGUGUAGAUAUAGCGAAGUUAAUACAAAAAAUGAUGUCAAAAAGGAAAAGGCAAAAGUAAAAACCAAGUCUAACAAAAACGAUGAUAGUUCAAGUGAUUCAAAUAGUAAAGCUAAUACGGAUUCUACAAAAGAAAAUGAAGCAAUAUAUGAGUUAGAUAAAGCUGUCAAAGGUUAUGAUGACGAUGGCGCAACUGUGGUCGGUGACGGUGAAAUAGCUGUUAGUAUAAGGAAAGAAGAGGAUGACAGUGAAGAUGGAGGAAGACCGAUACAAAUAUUUGAACCAGUUUCCGGGACAACUGAAAUAUCGCAACCGGAAGUACCGAGGUGCUCUGAUGACGAUGGAGAUUGUAAUAAUGUCAUUGUCCCGCCUCCUCCGCCGCCACCACCUCUUUUACAUUCCCUCAAUGAUUCAUUCGACGAACAAGACGACCUAAAGGCCGAGAACGCUGCGCAGAGACUCGUGUUUAUAAAUCACGCGUAUGAUGCGGGAAAUGAUCAAUGUCACAAAAGUCCUUCCUUUGAUCCAGACCAGAAAUAUGUGUUCGAGGACGACACCAGAUAUCCCGGAAAAGGACAUUACGAUGCUGUGAAAUUUUAGUAUAAAAACAAGAAUCAGACCUUUUAUUAUCCCUGUAAUUUAUUUCCCUGAAAGUUUAUUUCAUCACUACACAGUCCUUUACAAAAGACUCGUCUAUUUUCCUCUUUUGAUCAAUUAUGUUUUGAAACU
This is a messenger RNA of Ruditapes philippinarum (Manila clam), 1358 nucleotides long. RefSeq lists its product as uncharacterized. The record is from RefSeq and is a predicted model, not a curated record. Bases 159 to 1229 code for a protein of 356 amino acids. Lineage: Eukaryota; Metazoa; Mollusca; Bivalvia; Venerida; Veneridae. The transcript is spliced from 2 exons.